Messenger RNA from Neurospora tetraspora, 1474 nucleotides. Its product is annotated as IEC3 subunit of the Ino80 complex, chromatin re-modelling-domain-containing protein. The transcript has 2 exons. The record is from RefSeq and is a predicted model, not a curated record. Gene Ontology annotation, cellular component: Ino80 complex; nucleus. NCBI's taxonomy places the organism in Eukaryota, Fungi, Ascomycota, Sordariomycetes, Sordariales, Sordariaceae. Gene Ontology annotation, biological process: chromatin remodeling. The coding region runs from base 213 to 1406 and encodes 397 amino acids.
CGCUCGAACUGGCCAUUUUCCCAAGAUCCAAAAUAACAUUUUCCUUCGUCAUUGAUUGACCAAACCAUCACUUCGACACUGCGCCACGGCUUAUCCCGAAACCCAACCUUCCACGCACCAUCCUUCCCAUUCUCACGACGCGCAUUGUUAGACGAUUACAAGCCGACACCAAGUAGUCAUCAUCACGAUCCGUCAUCCCUCUUUUCUCCAAGAUGGAGGUCGACCCGCGCGGCCGCACCGAGUUGAGCCACAGAGGAGGAGACGAUGAUUCUAUCGACACGAGGAUGGCCGACGACAAGCCGACCUAUCGUUCGUGGAAAAAGAAGUAUCGCAAGAUGCGCAUAACCUUUGAUCAGAAGAUGCAUGAAGGCGAGGAGCUGUACAAAGCCGAGCAAAAGGCUCUAGCAACCGCCCGGCGACUAGCCAUUCAGAAGGACCGUCUUCUCGAUCUCCUUCUCGACGUUAACAAUUCCAACCAGAUCCCACCAGAGAAGCGCUUCGAUUUGAGCGUCGAGACACCUUCCGAUAAAGAAGGCCUAUACCUGGACAUCGACAGGCCAUCCACGCCCCCGGGCGGCAUCCGGCCCUCGAAAUCCUACAAGGGACUCCUCCAAGACGUGCCGCACAUGCGGUUUUCCCAAGCAGCCGAGUGUUUCCCGGAGCUUCUCCGAGACCUCGAAGCCGGCCGCGACUCGCCAGCCGAUCCCUUCCAGGGACAACCGCACCCACCUUCGUUUCUCACAGCGGACGAUAUCGACAACUACAUCUGGGAGAUUGACCAACGGUUGGCGAGGAAAGAGGCCAGCGAGACCGGUGUGCCGCCUCCUCCGGCCUUGCCUACCCUCGCGCCGGUCGCCCAGCCGAACAGCGCCGCCGCCAACGCGAGGGAGAGUGGACUGCUCGCCUCCCGGGACUUCCAGCUACGCAACCCGACAUCUGUCUACAACUGGCUGCGGAAACACGCGCCCAAGACAUUCCUACAAGACACAGAGGCCCACGGGGACGACAACGACCACGGCGAGACUCGCGGCACCACCUCGGGUCGUGGCGGACGGGCUAAAGGUGAGCGUGGCGGUGCAUCCGGGGGCCGUGGUGGUCGGGGCGACUCGAACUCGGCUCGCACAAAGAGGGGCGGUGCCAAGUCCGCCGCUGUUGCCGUUGAGGUGCCCGAAUACUUGGACGAAGAUAACAACUUCGAGGCGGUGACACCCAGUACAACGAAAGGCAAGCGGAAGCGGGUCGUGGAUGAUGAUCCGGGCUAUAGGCCCAAGGGGGGCUCGAGUCGACCGACUAAGAAGAAGCGCAAGAGCGAAGGCGGCGGCGGGGAGGCUACGCCUACAUCGGGUACUAAAAGGCCGCGGAAGAGCGCCGGAGCCAGUGGUGAAGCCUCAAAGGCUGAUGAUUAGUGGCUGAAUCCGGACGACGUGAUGGCAUAUCGUGAAUGAGGGUGUGUGUUUGAAUAAUAGCAGUGGCC